CUUUUUAAAAAAUUUAAAAGGACUUGUUAGCUAACUUUUUAAGCUCUAUAAUAUAAGUCCAUCAUCAUUUUAUACCUCGGGUUCCCCUUAAUAUGCAAAUUUUCGAAUGAAAGCAGACGGGUGUACUUUGUUCUCCUUUGUUUUAUUUUUUUUUAUUUUAGAAAUAAAAGUAUACAUAUUUUUAGAAAAGGACCAUUUUCACCCAAAAAUGAACAAAUUUAGUUCACCAAGAAAUCUUUGCUUCAAGGAAGAUGAAUUUAUUGAUUUAAACUUUAGCGUAGACAAUUUUGUUGCAACAUGUAAAGAUCGUGUUUCAAUGGCUGUACUACGUGAAGACUUGGAAGCACAUUAUAAAAAUAUACAACUUGCUUUAAUUGAACUGAUUAAUCGAGACUAUGCUGAUUUUGUUAGUUUAUCUUCGAAUUUGAUUGGUACUGAGAAAAGUAUCGAUCAUAUAAACACGCCUCUGGGACAACUAAAAGAAAAGAUUUUGAGUGUCAAAGACGAUUUAUCUGGUGCUUUAGCUGUCCUAAAGAAAAAACUGGAACAGCGAAAAAAAAUAAAAGAUAAAAAGUCUCGUUUGCAUCACUUGAUUAUGGUUGUACAUUCAGCUGAGAAAAUAGAAAAAAUAAUUACUGCAGAUCCAAAGUCGCAUGAUAUGGAGAUUUUUAUGAGUGAAGACAGAAAUCAUCCGGGUCACUUUUUAGAGCGUAUUGCCGGAGAGUUUAACCAACUACAAUUCCAUGUCAAUCAAAGUAAAGGACAUCCAAUCAUUGAAACAAUUCGUCCUAGGGUUGCUUUGAUCACAUCUAAACUGCAGGAAAACUUAGAAGUCACUUUUGAGCAAGGAAUUCUCAACAAACAACCUGAGCUUACACUGCGUUGUUUACGGACGUAUGCACUCAUUGAUAAAACAUCAUACGCUGAAACAUUAUUUAGACAUUUAGUUGUUGAACCUUUUGUUACAGAAGUCGUUAGUGAUACUUACUUGAAAGAACACGGUAUUGAGAACCUUUGUAAAGCGAUCAUACAUUUUAUUGAUGAAGAAUGUAGUAUUGUGUUAGCAUUAACGUCAGAGACAAGACGCAAAGCAAAUCUUAUGCACGACAGCAAGGACCAAAUUGUGAAGGGAUUUAAUUUUCUUUUGAACAGUGUUUGGGUUGAGUUGGUUCAUGCCUUUGAGGAAAAACUACCAUUGAUUUUCUCACCGGGCAAUCCAGAUGUUUUUUUACGCCGUUACAAGAUCAUGAUGAAGUUUUUAGAUGAGUUUGAAGAUAGAUGCGUUUCAGCUGAUUCCUUUAAAAAUCUUCGAAUUCAUCCAACUUUCAAUUCGUUCAUGAUAAAGUGGAGUUUACCUGUCUACUUUCAAAUCAGAUUUCAAGAAAUUGGUGGUAAAAUCGAAGUUGCAGUACAUGAUCCUUUUGGCAAGUCUCCUAAAGAAUUGUUUAUGACCAACAUUGUUGGUAGUUGUUGGCUUGGUAUUGUGCAAUGCUGGAAAGGUGAUGUUUACAUACCUGCGUUAAAAGGACGUUUUUGGAAGCUGUGUUUACAGGUGAUUAAUAGAUUAUCGAUAUUUUUCAAAUCAACUUCAGAACACACGGCUGUAUAUAAAGAUAUCACAGUGGAGAAUCUAUCACACCUACUUGGUGACGGUCUCUAUUUCUUAAAGAAGGUGGAAGAAUAUUACAAAGAGGUAAUCGAUAUAUAUAUAAAAGAAAUAGGACCAAGUGAUACAAACCUUUAUAAAGAUGCACUUAAUGAAGCAUGUAAUGGAUUAAAAGAGCAGCUACAUGUUCUUGAUGAACAUCUCGUCAAGCGAGUAGCAGAAGAAGGAAGCACGUUUUUAGACAACGUAAAAAAUGUUCCGAGGCUAUAUCGAAGAACAAACAAGGAGCCACCACAGCAACCUUCUUCAUAUGUGUCUGCUGCUUUUACACCUCUGACAAACUUCAAGAAAACUUCUAGUACAUUAGAUGAACGUAGAAAAGAGGAUGUUGUGAAGUCAGCUGUUAUAGCAAUGACGUCAUCUUAUUACUGUUCUGUGAACGAACUUCUAACUGCCAUAAAGAAGACUGAAGACAGUCUACAAAGAUUGAAACAACAACGAAAAGCUGUUACCGGUCAGUGUGAUGCAAGUACAGGUACGAAGACAAAUGAGAUAUCUGAUGAGAAUAAGAUACGCAAACAAAUCUAUCUUGAUGCAGAAGAAUUUGGAAAACAAGUUCCAGUCAAAUAAAACUCAAGUGUCCGUCCGACAGAUUUUUACCGGUUUUUAUGUGGUUGAUGAAGCUUAUUUCUCUGCAACUGUGCAUUUUUUCUUUAUGAAAAUCAAGGUCCUUUAAUUUAGAAAAUGUUGGUCCUGGUCUUAAAGGAUAGUUUUAAACUAAGUCAAUAUUUUGCCUUGAAAUAGAAACAAAGCCUUAUUUAUUCAAAUCGAAUGAGACGUUCGAUUAAGAAAAUCGAAUAUUAAAAAAAACAAUGAUAGAAUGAUCGAUGAACGAGAUUGUUUUUGGAAUGCAUUAUUUAUACGUGGUCGGGUCGCAUAAAAAGCAUAAUUAAAGGUAUGUUUUAUAUUCUUUUGUUUUUGUUGGAUAUUUUAGUUAUGAGAUUUUUUUUAUAAUUAUUUUAUAAUUUAUGACAUUUUAAAGUCACGUAACAUUUUGUGAUGUCUAGACAUGACUCGGCCAAAUAAGACAUCCGCUUCAAAAAAUAAGGAUUACUGUAAACGCUACCGUGAAAGAAAUGUAGAAAAAAUUAAAGAAAACGGCCGUUUACGAAAAAAACAUUCUCGCGCUUUAAAGAAAAUGGAAGGUGGUAUUGCAUACCUAGAAGCGAAGCGAAAAAAUCGGGAGAGGAUGAGAAAUGCAAGAAAACAGAAAAAAGAAAAUGAAGCCUCAGUACUAAUUACUUCGCCCGUCCCUUUACCCCAAGUGCCAUCGUCAUCGUUUUCAUCAAAACAAAGAAGAGCGCGAUCAAUUAAACGAGCGGAAGAAGGCUUACCAGGAAGUCCGCGUAAACGCCUUGAAAUCAUUGGCAGUCUUGCGCAAAAAUAUAAAGUUCUACUCGCUCGCCCCUCUAAUAGAGGAAGACAAUUUCGUGCGUUGGACGAAGACCAAACUGCUUGGCUUAUGGACUUUCUAGAUCGUCCAGAUAUUACCUGACAAAUCCGGGGACAAAGGAAAGUGUGUACAUUGGCAAGAUUAACGGUUGGAUUAGAUUAACGGUUAAUUGGGAUGAGAAGAAAAUCAUUGACAGAGAAUCCAGCUAGGAACAACGGCUAGGAAGAUUAAAGAAACCAUCAACAGUGUAGCACGUAACAAACACAUAAACAGCAUCUCGUAUCAA
This is a messenger RNA of Hydractinia symbiolongicarpus, 3345 nucleotides long. RefSeq names its product conserved oligomeric Golgi complex subunit 2-like. Gene Ontology annotation, biological process: protein transport; intra-Golgi vesicle-mediated transport; Golgi organization. The record is from RefSeq and is a predicted model, not a curated record. NCBI's taxonomy places the organism in Eukaryota, Metazoa, Cnidaria, Hydrozoa, Anthoathecata, Hydractiniidae. Gene Ontology annotation, cellular component: COG complex; membrane. The transcript has 16 exons. The coding region runs from base 107 to 2236 and encodes 709 amino acids.